Messenger RNA from Anguilla rostrata (American eel), 2406 nucleotides. RefSeq names its product tripartite motif containing 65 (gene trim65). Gene Ontology annotation, molecular function: protein binding. Lineage: Eukaryota; Metazoa; Chordata; Actinopteri; Anguilliformes; Anguillidae. The record is from RefSeq and is a predicted model, not a curated record. The transcript is spliced from 7 exons. The coding region runs from base 263 to 1801 and encodes 512 amino acids.
AAUAUUCGGUUCCGGGGAAGAAUAAUUCAUAAGUCUCAUAUGGUUCACAACAGAUCUCUGUAGGUACAGUGGUGUGCACUAUCACUGUUAGUUUGAUACCCGUUUGAAUGUUGGACAAUUUGUGACGAUUUGUACCGGUCAGGCAUGGAGAGACAUCUCUUAGUAGUAUUGUAAGGUUAGCUAGCUAGCUAGAUAGCUAUCGAUGUCGUUUCCGAAUGCAAGUUCUAAGGUCAGGGAAACGUGUAACAAGUUAGGCUGAGGUAUGGAAUCUUCAAACCUCAGCUGUGUCAUCUGCUUUGAACGAUUCAAUGUCCCAGUCACCAUCCCUUGCGGUCACACUUUCUGCCUGAACUGCAUCACUGUUCACUGGGACACAAAGGCUGAAGGUGGCCUUGACAUACAGUGUCCAAUAUGCAAUGAGACGUUCAACCCGAGGCCAAUCUUAAAACGAAACGUGUCACUGUCUCUUCUGACGGAGACAGCAGCACAUUGUGUCGAGACCAGAGGCGCCAUCCCGGUGUCUAGGCAGAGCAACACAGUCCCACCAGAAGCGGUUUGUGACCGACACACGAAGCCCCUUGUUAUCUACUGCACAAACGACAACAAGUGUGUGUGCUACGAAUGCGCAAUCAGGGAGUGCGACAAGCACGAUAAAGUUCUGGUGGAGGUUGAAAGGGAAAAACGAGAGGAUGGUCUAAGGAGAAAGAGUGGAGAGGUGGAGAAGCACAUGGAGGACACAGAGAACAGCAUCACAGAGCUGACAGAGAACAUUGCCAAAUCUAAGGUGUCCCUGCAGCAGACCUCCCUGUGGAUGAACGCAAAAUUCGCACAACUUGUGAAGGUGCUAGCAGAGAAACAGGAGUGUAUGAUGAACUUCAUUGAGCAGGAGAGACAGACUGCUCUCACCCAAGCAGAGGCCCAGCUUGCCACACUAGAGGACAGGGCUCAGCGACUGAGGGAGACCCAGGGGCAAAUAGCUGCCCUGAAUGCCAUGCCUGACAUCCAAUUUAUUCAGGAAUCAAGAUUUGUUGAGGUCCCACAGAUGAAAGAAACCUCUGUGAAUGUCAACACGAACCUGCAGGACAAACUCAGUGCAGUCACAGAGGUGCUAUCUCGAAUUUCCAAGCUGGUGUUGGAGGACUUGGAGAAAGCAAUAAAUGCAACUGUUGGGCAGGACAAACAAGGUUCUCCCCAGGAUAAGCGUCCUGUGUUGGCAGUAGUCCCAAGCCCUGCCACCCCUUGUUACCCAGCUGCCAAAGAGGGCCUCAGUGCAUUUCACUGUGCGCUGACCUUUGACCCUCGCACAGCCAAUGCUAACCUGCAGCUGUCUCAGGGAAACCGGCGAGCAGAGCACCUCACCUCGGGCCCCCGCCCUGUCCACGCCCACGAGGCGAGGUUCGACACCACCUGGCAGGUGCUGUGCUUCCAGGGCUUCACCCAAGGGCAACACUACUGGGAGGUGGAGGUGUCCAAGCCUUGGGCCUACCUGGGGGUGACCUACCAGGGCAUCCCCCGCAAAGAGAAGGGCAAGCGCUGCAUGGUGGGCAUGAACGAGCUGUCCUGGAGCCUGCAGCUGGAUGAGAGGCAGCUGAGCGCCUGGCACAACGGCAGGAAGGAGGCGGUGGCCGGGCAGCCCCAGCAGCACCGCAUUGGCAUGCUGCUGGAUUACGAGGCCGGGACGCUCACCUACUACGGCGACGGCCAGGCCCGCCUGCACGCCUUCCACUGCGCCUUCUCCCAGGAGCUCUUCCCUGCCUGCUGGAUCGGAGAGGGAGUAAGCGUGACCCUCUGCCCUCCGUGACAAAACCCAGAGCAGCCGGCCUCAGCACCCGCGUUUGAAAUUCUCCGCCGUGGUCUUCUCUCCCUUUCUUAUAGCGUGAAGGUUGUGGCAUAAAUAGAACUCAGUACAUACCUAAGAGAAACUUAUCCUUCUUAAGUAUAAAAGAACCAGUGGUGCAAAGAUGUCACUGCUCUUUAGUGCCGAAGGCAUACCUUCCAUGUUAGAGACCCCUCCUUUCUUGUCUGUAGUGCCGAGAUCGUUGGAUUUUCACAACUUAAGGUACAAAUAUCAGCAUGGUCAUCUUGCAUGAUGCUUUGACUGAGCCAAGAGGAAAUGUAAAAGCACACUAUGGACCCUGUGGAAACUGCUGACUGGACCUGGGACAGGAGCGUUUUGGACAUUGUACAUGAAUUUGCACAAGCCCUUCUUCAGCAUGAGCUGCAGACCAUUCAACUUGCUAGAACUGUUCUGAUGAACCACAUCAUUGAGGCGAUUUACUUGACAAUAUCCUGUUCAAAUCCAAUCUGAUUAGGUCGUCUGAUUGAAGCAAUCAGACUAACUAUUGGAAUAUUCUGGGAUAAUAUUGCCAGGGCUGGAGAGAGAAAUAAAUAAGUACAUGAAAACAA